Messenger RNA from Exophiala oligosperma, 1364 nucleotides. RefSeq lists its product as uncharacterized. Gene Ontology annotation, molecular function: transcription cis-regulatory region binding; DNA-binding transcription activator activity, RNA polymerase II-specific. NCBI's taxonomy places the organism in Eukaryota, Fungi, Ascomycota, Eurotiomycetes, Chaetothyriales, Herpotrichiellaceae. Gene Ontology annotation, cellular component: RNA polymerase II transcription regulator complex. The record is from RefSeq and is a predicted model, not a curated record. Bases 315 to 944 code for a protein of 209 amino acids. The transcript is spliced from 3 exons.
CAGGCGCUGUCCGCGUCCGCUCUGCUUGCUUGAUAUCUGGAUGCGCGGCCAGGACUUGAACGACCUGGCCCCUCGUUCGCAACCUCUCAUUCUACCAGAGUUGAAGCAAUCCUUUUCCUUCGCUCCACCCGUGCCAGCCUUGUGUUUGCAUACUGUGGUAUAAGAGGACCCUUCAUUCCCCCAGACCAGGACCCUUUCACCAGCAGCUUUGACUUUCGAAUUUGCCAUUCUUCCAGAACACCAUCUGACAAAGAUCAAUCACUUCCAUAUACACCACGAUACAGAAUAUCAACAAGAUAUACCUCAUCACCGCCAUGACCGACUACUCACUCAACACCUGGAGCCAGCAGAACGGUGCCUUUUCACCCGUCGACCCUGCCUUCCAAUGGGACUUUACUGGCGUUCAAUCCCCAAAGGCCAUGGCCACUCACUACAAUGAUCUUCUACAACGAGCAGCAGAUUUCUACGCUACACUCGACACUUCUUACGACAGCUUGUCCGCCUCAGGAUCUGAUGCUUCAUACCGGUCAACUCCUGAAAGACGCGUCUCUUCCACUUCCAGCGUAGUCACCCAAGUCAAGAGCUCCAUUCCCGACAAGCUUGAGAGAAGGCGAGAACAGAAUCGUUCUUCACAACGAGCUUAUCGGGAGCGCAAGGAACGUCACCAGAAGGAGCUCGAGGAGCAGAUCAAUCAAUGGCAACAGAAGCACCAAAUCCUGUCACGCUCCUACUCUCAACAAACCGAGGAAGUUGCCCGCCUCAAGGCCCAGAUUGAGCAAUUGAACAACGAAAUCACCAAUCUACAAGUCGGAGUUCCAACGCUUUGUGGCUCACUCUGCCAGUCUCCGCAAGAGUUUGACCUGGUGCCUUUCUUCAACUCGGACGCCUUCACUCCGGUAUCAAGCCCACGCCUAUCAGAUGCGACCCACGCCAACAGAAGAUGAGCUCAAGAUCUCUUAUGUGUACUGGGCGGCUUGAUUCACUUUGAGAUUUUAUUCUUUUGCAUAGCGUUAGGGCUGGAUGAAUCAUGGGUUGCAGUGGCUUGGUUAUCUUAGGGCUAUGAUCAUGUUGGCGUUUUUGGUGUGCAAGGGACAGUUGUAACUGCAUACACAAUCCCGGCGGCAGAUUGAUUUUCAUCCGGGGUUGACCUUUUCAUUAUGGGGACUGAUUGGAAAAAAGAUACUCCUUUUUGUAUUUUGGACGAACGGAGGGGUACGUGAUGAAGAACUCAUUGUGUCCCGUUGAAAUUACACAGUUAUUUCAAUUCUUUUAGGCCCCAGAAUAAAAGAGGUGUCAGGGGGCUCAAACAACAGUAUGAUGAUGUUUAUGGAUCGAUUGGCUUUCUGCUAUGAGAUGGGCUCGGG